Messenger RNA from Phytophthora sojae, 963 nucleotides. RefSeq lists its product as hypothetical. NCBI's taxonomy places the organism in Eukaryota, Oomycota, Peronosporomycetes, Peronosporales, Peronosporaceae. The record is from RefSeq and is a predicted model, not a curated record. The transcript is spliced from 2 exons. Bases 1 to 963 code for a protein of 320 amino acids.
AUGGAGAAGCUGGAGGUGCAGAUCGAUUCUGCCGAGUUUCAGCUUGAUCAGUUGCGGGCGAAGGAUGGCACAUUGGUCGAUACGCCUACUCUACACAAGCUCUGGGCUGAUUUUGGUGAGUUCCCGUCGAGCUAUUACGUCCGUAAAGAGGAGCAAAUGCUGUGGACAGUGAUUAAACAGCAGAUCCCGUCACUUGACUUCGUGCCAGUCGUGAUUCUGGGCUCUCAUGGCGUAGGCAAAUCGUGCUUCUUGAUGCUGUUGGCGGUUCAUCUUGCAUGCGUCGCUCACCGGAAGGUAUUGGUGAUUCGUCGUGUGAAAGGGAACGGAAGAGGUGAAGCGGUUGUGCUGCUGAAUGGUCCGAAUAGCCGAGCUAUCAACCUGCCUUUCGAAAACAUAUCAAGGAUCCGAAAAACCGAUGGGCUUCUUGUAUUGGUUGACGGAUUCACAGAAUACGAGAUCAGAAUGAGCAGACACCUUAAGAUGUUUGAUAUCUUAGCGACGUCCUACCAGUACGAUCGAAAAGAGAAUGAUCCGUCGCAGUUAGUGGUGCUCCCUGCUUGGCGGUACGGCGGUUUGGAGCAAUACGCGCAACUCAAUCGAGCUUGGUUGGACGCGGCAGGAUACGCAAACAUGGGGAACGGAGCGACAGUGAAGCAGUUGGCGGCACAACAGUACGCUCUGAGUGGAGGCAGCAUGCGUCUAUUCUGCAUGGAUCGAGCGCAGUUGAUGGACAGGAUCACUAUGGAUUUCCGGCGAGUGGCCGCAACGCAAACAUUCGCGCUGUGCACGGAUUUUAGAACCGAUCCGUCUGAGCGACUUCGCCGUCAUUACGUGCUGGAUCCGAAUAACCCGGACGAUUAUACAUCUACAUCGGCCUGGUUCAUGUCGGUGGAUUCGGCGUAUGUGCUGAAGGAGUUGGAGCGCUGCCUUGUUCCCACGGAGAACCACCUUGAUUUCUAUUAG